Messenger RNA from Cynocephalus volans (Philippine flying lemur), 2667 nucleotides. RefSeq names its product patched domain containing 1 (gene PTCHD1). Bases 1 to 2667 code for a protein of 888 amino acids. Gene Ontology annotation, biological process: chemical synaptic transmission; cognition. The record is from RefSeq and is a predicted model, not a curated record. The transcript is spliced from 3 exons. Lineage: Eukaryota; Metazoa; Chordata; Mammalia; Dermoptera; Cynocephalidae. Gene Ontology annotation, cellular component: synapse; plasma membrane.
AUGCUGCGGCAGGUUCUGCACAGGGGCUUGAGGACGUGUUUCUCCCGGCUUGGCCACUUCAUUGCCAGUCACCCGGUCUUCUUCGCCUCGGCGCCGGUGCUCAUCUCCAUCCUGCUCGGCGCCAGCUUCAGCCGCUACCAGGUCGAGGAGAGCGUGGAGCACCUGCUGGCGCCCCAGCACAGCCUGGCCAAGAUUGAGCGCAACCUCGUCAACAGCCUCUUCCCGGUCAACCGCUCCAAGCACCGGCUCUACUCGGACCUGCAGACCCCCGGGCGCUACGGCCGGGUCAUCGUCACCUCCUUCCAGAAAGCCAACAUGCUGGACCAGCAUCACACAGACCUGAUCUUAAAGUUGCAUGCUGCUGUGACCAAGAUCCAGGUUCCAAGGCCUGGUUUUAAUUACACGUUUGCCCAUAUAUGUAUCCUGAAUAAUGAUAAGACUUGCAUCGUGGAUGACAUAGUGCACGUCCUGGAAGAGCUAAAGAAUGCUCGGGCCACCAAUCGGACCAAUUUUGCUAUCACGUACCCGAUCACGCACUUAAAGGAUGGGAGGGCCGUGUACAAUGGGCACCAGCUUGGGGGCGUCACUGUGCACAGCAAAGACCGGGUGAAAUCUGCAGAAGCCAUCCAGCUCACCUACUACCUGCAGUCAAUCAACAGUCUCAAUGACAUGGUGGCCGAGAGGUGGGAAUCUAGCUUCUGUGACACUGUCAGACUGUUCCAGAAAUCUAACAGCAAAGUCAAAAUGUACCCUUACACAUCCUCGUCACUGAGGGAAGAUUUCCAGAAGACCAGUCGCGUGUCAGAACGUUAUCUGGUCACCAGCCUGAUCCUGGUGGUCACCAUGGCCAUCCUCUGCUGCUCUAUGCAAGACUGUGUCCGCAGCAAACCCUGGCUAGGCCUGCUUGGGCUGGUGACCAUAAGCCUGGCCACUCUCACUGCAGCCGGGAUCAUCAAUCUUACUGGUGGGAAAUACAAUUCCACCUUCCUGGGAGUCCCUUUCGUCAUGCUAGGUCAUGGAUUAUAUGGGACUUUUGAAAUGUUAUCCUCCUGGAGGAAAACUAGAGAAGACCAACAUGUUAAAGAGAGAACUGCAGCAGUCUAUGCAGACUCCAUGCUCUCCUUUUCUCUCACCACUGCCAUGUACCUGGUCACCUUUGGCAUAGGGGCCAGCCCGUUCACGAACAUUGAGGCAGCCAGGAUUUUCUGCUGCAAUUCCUGUAUUGCAAUCUUCUUCAACUACCUCUAUGUACUCUCGUUUUAUGGUUCCAGCCUGGUGUUCACUGGCUACAUAGAAAACAAUUACCAGCAUAGUAUCUUCUGUAGAAAAGUCCCAAAGCCUGAGGCAUUGCAGGAGAAGCCGGCAUGGUACAGGUUUCUUCUGACAGCCAGAUUCAGUGAGGACACAACUGAAGGCGAGGAAGCGAACACUUACGAGAGUCACCUAUUGGUAUGUUUCCUCAAACGCUAUUACUGUGACUGGAUAACCAACACCUAUGUCAAGCCUUUUGUAGUUCUCUUUUACCUUAUUUAUAUUUCCUUUGCCUUAAUGGGCUAUCUGCAGGUCAGUGAAGGGUCAGACCUUAGUAACAUCGUAGCAACUGCGACGCAAACCAUUGAGUACACUACUGCCCAGCAAAAGUACUUUAGCAACUACAGUCCUGUGAUUGGUUUUUACAUAUAUGAGUCCAUAGAAUACUGGAAUACUAGUGUCCAAGAAGAUGUUCUAGAAUAUACCAAGGGAUUUGUGCGAAUAUCCUGGUUUGAGAGCUAUUUAAAUUACCUUCGGAAACUCAACGUAUCCACUGGCUUGCCUAAGAAAAACUUCACAGACAUGUUAAGAAAUUCCUUCCUGAAAGCUCCCCAAUUUUCACAUUUUCAAGAGGACAUCAUCUUCUCUAAAAAGUACAAUGAUGAGGUCGAUGUAGUGGCCUCCAGAAUGUUUUUGGUGGCCAAGACCAUGGAAACGAACAGAGAAGAACUCUAUGAUCUCUUGGAGACCCUGAGGAGACUUUCUGUCACCUCCAAGGUGAAGUUCAUUGUCUUCAAUCCAUCCUUUGUGUACAUGGAUCGAUAUGCCUCCUCUCUGGGAGCCCCCCUGCACAACUCCUACAUCAGUGCUUUGUUCCUGCUCUUCUUCUCGGCAUUCCUGGUGGCGGAUUCUCUGAUUAAUGUCUGGAUCACUCUAACGGUUGUGUCCGUGGAGUUUGGAGUGAUAGGUUUCAUGACAUUGUGGAAAGUAGAACUGGACUGCAUUUCUGUGCUAUGCUUGAUUUAUGGAAUUAACUACACAAUUGACAAUUGUGCUCCCCUGUUAUCCACAUUUGUUCUGGGCAAGGAUUUCACAAGAACUAAAUGGGUAAAAAAUGCCCUGGAAGUGCAUGGGGUAGCUAUUUUACAGAGUUACCUCUGCUAUAUUGUUGGUCUAAUUCCUCUCGCAGCUGUGCCUUCAAAUCUGACCUGUACACUGUUCAGGUGCUUGUUUUUAAUAGCAUUUGUCACCUUCUUUCACUGCUUUGCCAUUUUACCUGUGAUACUGACUUUCCUGCCGCCCUCUAAGAAAAAAAGGAAAGAGAAAAAAAAUCCUGAAAACCGGGAGGAAAUUGAGUGUGUAGAAAUGGUGGAUAUAGAUAGUACCCGAGUGGUUGACCAAAUUACAACAGUGUGA